Lacerta agilis (Sand lizard) is the source of this 3046-nucleotide messenger RNA. RefSeq names its product damage-control phosphatase ARMT1-like. Gene Ontology annotation, molecular function: phosphatase activity. Lineage: Eukaryota; Metazoa; Chordata; Lepidosauria; Squamata; Lacertidae. Gene Ontology annotation, biological process: DNA damage response. The transcript has 14 exons. The record is from RefSeq and is a predicted model, not a curated record. The coding region runs from base 567 to 2849 and encodes 760 amino acids. Gene Ontology annotation, cellular component: cytoplasm; nucleus.
GCGCGACGUCAUAUUCGCCGCCCAAGAGCGCCGAUGAAGGUCGCCAACGCCUCCUACUGAGGAGGCGAUUAGCCCAAGGCCUUACGUUUCGUUUUACUGUUUAUGCCUCCGCCCGCCCUCCUUUACCGAAGGAGCCCCUCCUCCCAGCCGCCGACCAAUGGGAACAGGCGUUGCUUGGGAAAGCGCGCAGCUGCGCCGGGUGGCGCCACAAUGAGCAAAAUGGCGGCGCCGACGGCAACGUUGCCGCCUCAGCUCGCGGAUCCUUUGCAUACAAUACAAUUAAAGACAAGCUGCCAGUAAUCCUGAAUAGAGUUAUCAAUAAUCUGGAGCAACAUAAAAAUGAAUUCUUUGAAGAACAUGGUGAAAAAGGUAUUGAAGCACAGAGGAAAGUUAUAGUCCUUCUGACCAAGUUACGAGAUGAGCUGCAGGCAGACAAGCCACUGACUGCCUUGAAUGAUAGCCUCCCUGACACCACUCUGUGGAACCAGUGCUUAGAAUAUCAUCAAAAAUUAUCAGAUGGACCACCAAGCUGGUUUCAGUCUCCUUGGCUAUAUACAGAGUGUUAUAUGUAUCGUAGAAUUCAUGAGGCACUUGCUCAGAAUCCACUCAUCAGUGACUAUGAUGUAUUUAAAAAAGAAAAGGAUCGUGGUUUCUUUGAAUCUCAGGAAGCUAUUAUUGUUUUAAGCACCUACCUACAAGAGCUGUUGAAAAACAUAAAGGGCCUAGAUGAAAAAUCCCUGAAGGAGGAAUUUUUGAAGCUGCUACAGGGAGCUCAUAAUUAUUUUCUGUCGGAUGUUCCUGUUACUCGAGAGCAGCUGUGUCACUAUCGGAAUGCAGCAGAAACAGCUCGUAGUGAGCUAGCAGCACUCCUGGUGAAGUAUGAAUGUUCCCAGGCAGAGCUUCAAGAUCUUAAAUCCAAAAUAGCCUCUAAAGAAGUAUCUGUUCAGGAACUGAAGGCUGAUGUUGAAAGCUAUAAGGAGAAUGAUGCCAGGCAAUCUUCUCUACUCCUCUCCAUGCAAAGCAGACUCCAGGAGAUUGAGAAGGAAUCUGGAACAAUUGCCUUUUCUAAAAAACAAACAGACCUGAAAGCACAGGCCAUUCUCCAGGAGAAUUUGGAACUGAAAGAGAAAACCAAUGAACUGGAAAGUCAAGUCAGAACCUAUUUGAAUGAGUCCAACGAGAGCAAGACCCAAGCCUCUAAGGCCAGCAGGGUGCAUAAUGAAUUCAUUGCACACCUUUGUCAUUUCUUUGACAUGAGCAUAGUAGAGAAAGAAGAGCCCCGGGAAAUGCUGCUCUCAAAGAUCAGUGACAUGCAUGAAGAAAAUAAAGUACUAAAAAGACAGAUUGCCACACUCCAAGAGACCACGAAUGUUCAUGACAUGGAGUCAAAAGCAAAUAGAGAAACCAUCAUGAGGCUCGUCUCAGAACUGAGCAAAGAGCAGAGGCAGGCAGCAUCCUGCUGUCAAGACAUGGAAAAGUUAAGUAAUGAUCUGAGCAGCACUACGGCAGCUAAGCAGAGCCUUGAGAGGGAGAUCAGAACCCUCCAAGAGAGACUGGCUGCAAGUCAAAGGGCUUGGGAAGUCUCACAGGAGGAAAUGAGCCACCUAAAGAAAUGUUGCCAUGAGAAAGAAGAGAACCUGAAAACAAGCGUGGAAGAGGUCAGGGCUGAAAAGAGUCUGCAUGAUGCAUUUAAAGAGCAAAUCAUCACCCUGCUUGGAAGCAGCUGUUUUAUAGCCAGUCGAUCUGAGGAGGACAUUGUAGAAAAAAUUCGAGAAAUGAUCCGCAUGGAGGAGAGCAAAAAAACAAUGGUAUCCCAGCUUGAAAACCAAAUAGCUAAACUGACUGAGGCACUGGAGACUCAGGCUGUAUCACACCAGGAAGUUUUGCAGAGGACCAAAAAAGCAGAAAACAAAUCUGAGACACUUCACAAUCAAUUGAUGUGUCUGGAAGCGGAGCUGGUAUCUGGGGACGUGAUACGAGAUGCUUUGAAGCUCGAGAAACAAAAAUAUUUUAAAUUCCUGGAUCAACUUUCUGAAAAGAUGAAUCUUGACAGAAUGGCUGCAGACAUUGGAUUUGAUAUGAGGUUGGAUGCAGUAUUGGCUCGAGUAGACCAAUUGAUCAAACUGGAAGGAGACACAUUAACUGAGAAUAAGAUCAUGGCUCGCAAUCUACAAAGAAAGUUGAGAACUCAAAAAGAGCAGCUUGACAGCAAAGAGCUACACAUGAAACUUUUGCGUCAGAAGAUAGCACAGCUAGAAGAAGAGAAGCAAGUGCGCACAGCGCUGGCUGUGGAAAGAGAUGAUGCCAACCUGAUGGUUAGAAAGCUACAAAAAAAGGUGGACAGAUUACAGAAUGAACUUGUCUUAGCAAGAGAAACAAACACAGACCUGAAAGCUAAACUGGCUGACACCAAUGAACUGAAGAUCAGGACACUGGAGCAGGACAGAACCAUAGAAGAUCUAAGCAAGUCCCAAGAGAAACUGGAAAGGAUGAAGGCAAAGGCUGAGAAGCAGCUGACCUCUGUCAAAUCAGAGUUGCAUGAUGUAGAGCGUGAAGCAAAGGACGAUAAAGAGAAGGCCAGAAGCAGACUGGAAUCUGUUACCAGUGAACUGGGAACACUUAAAUCUACUCUACAGGCAGUGAUGAAAAGAGAGAAACAGCUGGCGGACUUCAGAGAAGUCGUCUCCCGAAUGCUGGGUCUCAAUAUUGCCACCAUUGCUCUUCCCGACUAUGAAAUAAUUACUCGUCUAGAGGGGCUGAUCCAUUCCCAUCCGCAUCACUUUGUUCCCUGUGUCUGCUUCAAAGAUAUGUCGGUGAGGAAAGAUGGGUCAUUGCAGCUUCUCCACUGAACACGUUCCCUUUGCAACAGUAACGAGGACUGAGUAGAAUUCCUGCCCUGGUGGUCCUUUUCUCUUUGCUAGUAUAAAUGUUCCAGGAUUUGACACAGAAUGUUGGUGAUAAAAUUAUAGAGGGCCUACAGUGAGAGUGCUUUAAAAAAAAAAUGUAAAUGUCUGUAAUAGGUUUCAGAAGAUCAAUACCCAUGAUG